CUAGCGCCUGAAUCACGUGAUGCAGCACAGGCACCAAGGCGCCAAGGCCAGUACUCUCAUCACGUGAGUAGCGGUACGAUAUCUUCUCUGCUGCGUUCACUUUGUUCCGGACUGCAGACUACGGAGCGGUCUUGGAAGUGCUCUGCCUCUGAUGCUGCAGACUUCUCUGACGAAAGCCCAGCCUAUCAUCCUGGCACACUGCCCACCGCAAGCUGCCCGAAUCGCCAGGCAAUCAAUCCCUCCUGGUAAAGUCUCCGUCCCUAUCGGCCCCUCUGCUCCCGCGGCCGCAUCGGGCCUUGCCUGGCCGCGCAAUGACCCCAGUAUAUAGUCGACUUUCGAAUUUACUAUAGCGUCUUGCUGCUCAUUAUAUUUGAUUGUGGGAAUUGGAAUUCUAGGCUAAUGAUACCAAAACAAAACAGUCCCGUGACCCGCCUCGCCGGUGAGGGCAGGGCGUCAUGCCCGCUGCACACGAGGAUCCAGACGCACCCGUCAUAGCAAGCCCUAAAGAGGUCCCUGCUACAAUAUGUCCCCGGCAGGUCACCCUCAGGGACCGCGUUACAGUGGCCACGCUGGUCCCCUUCUCCUCAGCCGAUGAGGUGCCCCGUUCAUUACUGAGCUACCUGACUGAGCAGCUCAACAGGGAAAUCGAAAAGGGCGACACGUACCCAAUGAUCGACCCCAUCCCGCUGGAGAGAUUCGGCCCGUAUUGGUUUGCAAACUUUGGGGCGGUCAUGCUUCUGGGCGACAUCAAGAGUGUGCACGAUGUCCAAGCCAUGGAGCACAACCGUACCGACUGGACAAGGAUAUGCCUGGGUAGCUUCAAUAUAAGGCCGAACUAUCCUGGUCGUAGCAGCCAUGUCUGCAAUGGCACAUUUCUGGUCACAGAUGCAUCGCGUAACAAAGGUGUAGGCAGACUGAUGGGGGAAGGCUACCUUGAAUGGGCCCCAAAGCUGGGCUAUUCGUAUUCUGUAUUCAAUUUGGUUUAUGAAAACAACGUAGCGUCUUGUCGAAUUUGGGAUUCCUUGGGCUUCAAGCGAAUUGGCAAGGUCCCUGGCUGUGGAAGCCUUCGCUCUUAUCCAGACCAAUUGGUCGAUGGUAUAAUAUAUGGGCGGGACCUAGGACUCGAAGGUGAGGACUCUGUCACGCAGGAACGAUUCGACAAAAUUCGGUAUUAUCUGAAGCAUUCCAAAUAUCCCCGAGGAGCCGACCGCGCCGAGAAAAGCCGGUUGAGAAGCGCUGCAACGCACUACAAGCUUCUAGGAGGAGAAAAUGGCGAGCCGGAAAGGCUGAUGCUUAAGGACAAAGAGGUGGUCUCGGAUCCUCAGCAGCAAUAUGAGAUUGCACGACAGAUUCAUGUCCAACAACAUGGCGGCAUUAAUAAAACUACAGCGACAAUUGCGGUCAAGUAUCAUUGGGUGCGCAUCAAGGAGACUGUAAGCCGGGUCAUCAGAGACUGUCCUCAGUGCAAAGAGACUGCCAAGGCACCUAUUUUGAAUGGCAAUAAAAUUACAGAACUUCCCGUUCCAAAGCCAAGUGGCGAUUUGGCGAUACCGACUCCGGACAGUGCUAUAACGCCCACUGAGCUGAUCGCGGAUGCAGCGAACUCACACUCAGAUCCUUUCGCUCAAACAAAUCCAUCCGGGGUAGAACAUCCAGAUGAUUGUAUGACUGAUUAUACGAACCUACCACUCGACCCUCAGAUCAUUGACAUCAGCCCUCAUCUGACCCGAUUCCAACACCACCAAAGCAUCACAGACCCAUAUGAACAUCAAAACCACGGACUGCCCCACGUAGAAUUUGAUGACGAACUCAGAGCUCACGGCCAUAGCGAUUAUCAUGCAAUGGUGAACGACGAGUCUGAUUCAGAUGCCCUGCAGCGAGACGCCUUAGGUCUGGUGAACGCGCAGCUGACUGAUUCUCAGCACGAACAAGAGAUCCUGUCAAGGUACGUCGAUAGGUCUGAAGACGAGCUAGAUUUUACUUAGACCGGGAAUUGUUUGCUCACUAUCUCAUAUCUUUACUUACCCGUUUGCCGGAUGUAUACCACUUUGUUUACAUAGAGAUACCACAGCCAGUUGGUCCCAAAAUUUGCAUAUUGAUCCAAUAAUUCAUAAAUCUUGAAACUAUCUUAA
This is a messenger RNA of Talaromyces proteolyticus, 2132 nucleotides long. Its product is annotated as putative histone acetyltransferase Spt10. Gene Ontology annotation, molecular function: acyltransferase activity, transferring groups other than amino-acyl groups. The transcript is spliced from 2 exons. NCBI's taxonomy places the organism in Eukaryota, Fungi, Ascomycota, Eurotiomycetes, Eurotiales, Trichocomaceae. The record is from RefSeq and is a predicted model, not a curated record. Bases 456 to 1985 code for a protein of 509 amino acids.